GCGUGAGGGGGGAGAGGCAGGAGGCAGGUGUGGGAGGGCGGGGGAGGGGGCCAGGCGACUGAGGACGCAGGAAUUGGCAGACACUCCAACUGACCGGAAACUCGGAGCGCCCGACACCUGAAGAUAACGGCGCCUUCUGGACCCAUCUGUGAGAGGACCUGUCGCAACCAGGCCGCUCCCCCCCCCCUCCGGCCACCUCCUUCCCCCUGGCAGCUGGCACCCCUCGCUCACACCCGUCACGGGACCCAACCAUCACUUUCAGUCCCUCGCCCCAGCCUGCACACCAGCGCAUGAGGUCUUGCCUGCCUUGAGAGCACGAUAUCCAUUCUUGGGUCUUUCAUUCUUUGUUUUGUUCGCCUGUUCUUUUCUUCUGCUUCUUCCCACCUAACCUUUCACAUCCUUCUCUCCACUCCAACCUUCCGUCACGUCCUUCACGCAGCCUGUGGAGUGUGGUUUGGUGGUACCCCCUCUGAUUGAGUCAUUUUCUCUUUCGCUUCCUCCUUUGCCUUUUUUUAACAUCUCUUGCUUCCCGUUACUUCUCUCUCUUCCCGUUACUUCUCUCUUCUCUUUCUGCCCCUUCCCUUCCCUCCUCUACUACCCCUACUAGCACCACCCCUUCCCUCCUUACCCCCAGAGUUGACCCUUAACCUUUGACCCAACAAUGCCCGUCCCUUCUUCUGUGACCACGAGAUAGAAGAGCCUUAGACGGUGGCCAAGGAAGCAAGUUCUGCCGAGCAACGUAGGCCCAACCAGCCUACUAACUUAGAGAAACAGACGCAGUUGGAAGCGUUUUUUUUCGCUUAGACCUUCCACCAUGGGCGUCCCAAGGCUGGUCCUGACCUUUGUGGGGCUGUGGGCGGCAACAUCAGCAAAGCUUGUUUACGUCGAGGAACAUCUACCGUUAAAGGGCGUGGAGUCGCCCCCCGGGUCACCAUGGCCCCUGCCUCGUCAGUGGCGACACGACAUUCGCCAAGUCACCAUAGAUCCCAGCUCCUUCACCAUAACCGCCAACUUGAAAGGCUGUGACGUUAUCGACGCAGCGGUUGAGAGGUAUCAUAGUCUGACCUUGAUCGACCCAGCAGCCACGCCUGACCCAAGCCUGCCUGUGUUGCCCUCGCUGGUGGUGACGGUGGGCUCUGGCUGUGACCACACGCCGCACCUCAAUCUCCAGCCGGAUUAUGAGUCUUAUACUCUGGAGGUCUCUGGGCCGGGCGUGGGCGAGAGCGUGGGCGUGGAAGAGGGUCCGAUCCAGGUAGUGGGCGAGGGGUCUGCCCGCCUUCAGGCCCCUACAGUGUGGGGCGCCUUGAGAGGACUCGAGACUUUCUCCCAGCUGGUCUUCAUCACGGAGCAAAAUAACCACUACACACUCAACGAGACACUGAUCGAGGACGGACCGAGGUUCCCCCACCGAGGCAUCCUGCUGGACACUGCCAGACACUUCCUGCCGAAGAACACCAUCCUGCAGGUGUUGGACUCCAUGUCAUGGAAUAAGAUGAACGUCUUGCACUGGCACAUUGUAGACGAUCAGAGUUUUCCUUACGAGUCCAAGAUCUUCCCCAACCUCACACUUCACGGCGCUUAUACAUCCCGCCAUAUAUACACUCAGAAGGAUGUGACGGACAUCGUAGAUUACGCCAGGUACCGUGGCAUCAGAGUCAUCCCUGAGUUCGAUACCCCAGGACAUACCCAGGGCUUCGGCAAGGCAUUUUCGCAUUUACUUACCCCGUGUUAUGGUGACGGCCAGACAUCGGGGACCUCCAACUACCCUCUCCACGCGGCCUACGAGAAUUUCGACCCCACUAACCCACAGGUUUAUGAAUUCGUCAAAGCUUUCCUGGUGGACCUGAAACACACGUUCGUAGACGGGUACAUUCACUUGGGUCUCGACGAGGUCUUCUUAGCCUGCUGG
Molecule: messenger RNA, 1909 nt
Organism: Penaeus indicus
Lineage: Eukaryota; Metazoa; Arthropoda; Malacostraca; Decapoda; Penaeidae
Product: beta-hexosaminidase subunit beta-like
Exons: 11
Biological process (GO): glycosaminoglycan metabolic process; carbohydrate metabolic process; ganglioside catabolic process
Cellular component (GO): lysosome; membrane
Molecular function (GO): beta-N-acetylhexosaminidase activity
Source: RefSeq, a predicted model, not a curated record